Molecule: messenger RNA, 773 nt
Organism: Galdieria sulphuraria
Lineage: Eukaryota; Rhodophyta; Bangiophyceae; Galdieriales; Galdieriaceae
Exons: 2
Coding region: 76-552 (158 amino acids)
Source: RefSeq, a predicted model, not a curated record
AACUUUACGUAUGAAUUCAUUCUUAUUUCAUUAGUGUACGUAUUUUGAUGGAAGAUUAAUUUUCGUUUCACAUCGAUGUGGUCUUGUAGCACGCGGAGAAUUUUUCCGUGCAAACAUAAACCAAUAACAAAAAUAUACGGGAGAAACGUGUCCCUUGACGCUUGUGCUGAAACAGAAACCGAUAAAGUUAUUUUUCGGCAAAAGCUGAGAGAGGUGAGAAAGAGUUUGGCAGCUUCUUAUUUGGGGAAACGUUUCGAGGGAGUCAAGCCGAAGCCCAAAAGAGAACCAACCCAACAAGAUCUGUAUUAUAGAUGGGCACCUAUUGCAAAGAAACAGUUUGUCGUGAAGACUUUCAACCCCGAUUAUUCGUUGCUGGGUCCUGAACAUUAUGAAAGAGAACGUGGUUUGCACAUGAACGACUUCAAUAUCAAAAUGGAACAAAAGAGAAAAGAAGUUGCAGAAAAGCUUGCCAAGGAGUCGCCAACAUGGGUAACAAGGGAUAAUCUGGAUAGAAAAAUUGAAAGUGUUCUUUCAGCUCUUUUAGAUAAGUAGGAGUAAUCUUGAUGAGUUCUAAGUAAAUGUAUUGAAUCAAAAGAUGGCCUCAGAAAUAAAGCAGAAAAGUUUAUGAAAUUUCUCUGGUUAAAGGCCGAAACUUGCAGUAAAACAAACAAAUCAGUCUUAAGUGCGAUAGAUAUGGUAUAAGGUCUCCAUACAGUAGCGUGAUUGUUCAAUCUAAAUGUGAGAAGAAGAAAAAUAAAAGCAUCGACGACCCA